Messenger RNA from Oldenlandia corymbosa var. corymbosa, 1420 nucleotides. Lineage: Eukaryota; Viridiplantae; Streptophyta; Magnoliopsida; Gentianales; Rubiaceae. The record is from the annotation of a GenBank genome assembly.
AGACAAGAAAAUCUCCCCACUUUCACCCCCACACAAAUGAAUCGGACUCGUCAACUUUUUCCUCUUUUCUUCUUCCUUCCCCCGUUUUUCAUGUUUCAAUACAUUUCCUCUGCUUUUGUCUCAUCCUCACAAACCAAAAAAACGCCGUCGACGCCGCCGUCAACGCCGGACAAGUCAAUUUCCGGUUCCGACCAACUCUUGUUCCAAGGAAAUUCCUACUCCAUCAUCACCUCUGUCAAUUUUCAGCCGGGAAUAUUAUAAUGUCGUCCCAAAAUAUCCAGCACCCAGAUCCAACUCAUGAAGCACACGCCGCCCCUCCGAUUACAGUAGUCAUAACAAUCAUCAUUCUCCUUUUUUUCUUCGUGGGAUUUUUCUCCCUCUACUUUUGUAGAUGUUUCUUGCAGAAUUUAUUAUAUUCUUGGCAUCUCCGGCACAGUCCGCCAGGCGGCACCCCUGUUGUUCCGGCAGGCCCACAAACUCCGACCGGAAUCGACCCAAAGAUCAUUCAGUCAUUUCCGACAUUCACGUAUUCAAGCGUCAAGGAUUACAGAAAAGAGAAAUACGGCCUGGAAUGUGCGAUUUGUCUGGUGGAGUUUAGCGACGAUGAUGUUCUUCGUUUUUUGACAGCGUGCUGUCACGUAUUUCAUCAAGAGUGCAUCGAUUUGUGGCUCGAGAAGCACAAAACUUGCCCUGUUUGUCGACGGAGCCUCGACACGACCCCCGAAUCGCCAGAGAAAUCACCGAUUUCUUUCAACCACGCAAUGCAAUUGAUCAACGGAGAAGAUGAUCAUCAUUCGUCGCAUCAUAGUUUUUGUAUAUCCAUCAAGGACGAAGAGAAUGAUCAAUUCAAUGGCAGCGCCGGCCGGGAAAGGACAACGUCGGUUACCGGAGCUGAUCAUCGUCAGAUUCAGCGAAUUAAAGGGCUUGACACCAAGUUUUCGAGAUCGCAUUCAACAGGGCAUUCGAUUAUUAGGAGGGAUAAUGAAAGAGGAGAAGAAGAAGAAGCAGAGGAUAGGUUUACGUUGAGAUUACCGGAUCAUGUUCAUGCAAAAAUUAUUAGGGGACACAAUUGGAGCAGAAGUUGCACCACUUUUGGGGAAUUCAAUUGCAAAGAAAAGAAAGGAAAUGGUGGUUUUGGAGAAGUUUCGGGGUUAGCUAGUACUGCAGAAAUGCAUGAGCAGAGAGAGAGUAGAGGAUGAUCAGUACUUUGUUUUUCUUUUUGGUUUUUGUUCUUGGCUCCUCCUCUCUGUUAUCUUUCUUCUUCAUUAAUUCCUUGUUAGCUCUAUAGAACAGUAGAUUAAUGUUAAAACUCCUAAACUUUGUUUCUAGUAGUAUAUAGUCUUACAAUUGAGGAAGAUGCCAUCAUCAAAGUUAAUGAUAUUGGUGCUGAAAAUUGAGAAAAUAUAUGCAGAUUUUUGCA